CGGGUGGCCUGGUUCUGGCGCUGGACACUGAGGCAGAGCGACCGCGUGACCCGGAGGAAGUUGGCCCGCGAUGCCCAGGCGACUAUGUGGCGCAACGCCCGGACACCGCGGCGCCAUACGUGAGCGCAAUGAGGUGCCGCGUUCCUGCCAUCAACCAGCUACAGCAAGCUAACUCACAAUGAGCAGCGACGUCUCGCUCAGUAGCGGCGGGGAGUCAUGGCCUCCAACCAAGAGCACGCAGCGGCAGCUGACCAUUUCGUGGAUUCAAGUUAUCACCGGAAUUGUGCAGCUUUACUGUGUAAUGUGUCACUGUGUGCUUCUCAUGCUCAUCGCCGUAUGGAUGGUCAUCAAAGAAGUUUCCAGGCGGGUGUCCGUCCUUUGGGUGUCGUGGUACAGCGACUUCAAGGAGAAGAGGCCCGCGGCACUGCCGCUUUUGCUCGGAGCUAUUCACAUGACGAUGGUGUCCAAGAUCGCACCACAAACAAAACCAUCCGCAGAACCCGAGGGAACAGAAGAUGCAGAUGAUACAGAAGUAACAGAAGACGUCAGCGAUGAAAAUGACCGCUCUAGCGAAAACCAGAGCGAAGUUCUCGACGUAGUGGAAGACAAGGCGGAAGAGUGCCACUCUUCAGCACCAACAGUUAGUGCGAGUACAUCAGGAGUAUGCAGCAGCAGUUCACCCGAAGUGUCGCGCGUCGCGGACGUUACAGAGUCCGAAAGUAGCGCCUCCCUGGACCCUCCGCUGCAUAACCAGCCGAACCAACAACUCUCCAAGCGUGCGCCGUGUAGCAUCAGCGCGGUUGUUGAGGACAAAUACGCCUGUGGACUAAACAGAUCAACAUCGUCUUCGGCGGUGUCUAUAGAGGACCUUGACGACUCGAGCGACGACGAUGGCGUGGACGGUUUCGACGAACGCAGCAAAUCUAGUAACAAACGCCAGGAUUCCGCGAAUGUUUCUUGUACUGGCUCCUGGAAGCUUAAGUCUGCUUUCCAAAGGGCAAGCGGCAAGUCAAACGAGAUCCAAAGCUGCUUCGCGAAGCCAAAGGCGCAGGUCACCCAAGCACCUUGCCCAGAGAAGAGCAAGUUUUCUCUGGGUCCCGUCAUCAGCAAUCUGCGGCGUGUAUGCUGUCGCACUUUGAGCGCCAUCAAUAAGGAGUUUACCGAGUGCAUGUCUCCCCAAAGCCAGAAGUCGCGCGGCAAAAAGACCGAGACGCCCGCGCGCAACACAUCACAAGUGGCGUCGAACCGCGAGGUGCAUCACCAGCCACACCAGGACGCUAAAGGUGACGCCUCAAAGGAUCUGUCGGUACCAGAGCAGAGGACUUCUCUGCAGUCUUCGUGGAACGAUGUUUGCUCCAGCGGUACACCGACAUCGUCCGAUUCUCUGGGUGAGAUGCACCGAGGACUGUUGGACUCGUUCUCUGAAGCUGAAUCUUCAGACUUUCCCAAUCGUCAAUCUGCGGAUCACCAUUUCGGCGAAACGGCACCCGAGAAAAAACCGACACUGUUUAGUGGCGACGCCGAUAGCGCUGAUGGGAAUUUCGAAAAAGGUAAUUCUGACUGGACGACGCAACACCCGCAGUCGAACUCCUUUUUUAACUGCCAAGGCACGGAAGCGAAUGCGUUCGGAACUGUUUUUCAGACCGAUGGCAAUUCAGCUGGCUGGGAGUUCUAGGCGGGGAUGGUAAUGCCGAGCGCCGUACAUUGACGUAUUGGCUCGCUCUGUGGUCGGGUACGAAUCGAAGUGCUCUUGUGUUCCAAAGCGUGGUCAUGCCUGUCAUAUUGUGUGCAAGUGAUCUUUGCCUUCAUCACUCAUGGGACGGUGCAAGCAGGGCCUUACAUGCCCAUCAACGCAAUAAAGC
Rhipicephalus sanguineus (brown dog tick) is the source of this 1862-nucleotide messenger RNA. RefSeq lists its product as uncharacterized. NCBI's taxonomy places the organism in Eukaryota, Metazoa, Arthropoda, Arachnida, Ixodida, Ixodidae. The record is from RefSeq and is a predicted model, not a curated record. The transcript is spliced from 2 exons. Bases 179 to 1675 code for a protein of 498 amino acids.